GUCGCCACCUCCGUCGACUACUGGUGGGCGCUGCACGGGCUGCGCGACGGCAGCGACGAGUACGAGCGGGCGCUGGAGGGCGCGCACGAGCGCGGCGCGCGGCGCCUGUUCGAGGCGUGCCUCAGCAACGGCGGCCUCUACAUCAAGCUGGGCCAGGGGCUGGUCUCCGUCAACCACAUCCUGCCGCGCGCCUACAUCGAGACGCUGCGCCCGCUGCAGGACCAGUGCCUGGCGCGCGGCGCGGGCGAGCUCGAGGAGGUCUUCCGCGAGGACUUCGGCGGCCGCGCGCACACCGACCUCUUCGCCGCCUUCGACGAGACGCCCAUCGCCGCCGCCUCGCUCGCGCAGGUGUUCCGCGCGCGCACGCACGACGGGCGCGAGGUGGCGGUGAAGGUGCAGUACGCCGACCUGCGCGAGCGCUUCCACGGCGACGUGUCGACGGUGCGCCUGCUGACGCGCCUCGCCGGCUGGAUGCACCCCAAGUUCGACUUCGAGUGGGUGGUGGAGGACCUGCGCGCCACGCUGCAGCAGGAGCUCGACUUCGGCCACGAGGGCCGCAACGGCGAGCGCUGCGCCAAGGACCUGGCGCACCUGCCCUACGUGCACGUGCCCCAGGUGCUGUGGGACCUCACCAGCCAGCGUGUGUUGACCACUGAAUUUGUAGACGGUGUAAAAGUGAGUGACAAGAAGCAAUUACAGCAACGAGGGUUCUCCUUGGCUGAUGUUGACCGCAAGCUGUUUCAUACCUUUGCAGAGCAGAUCUUCCAUACAGGGUUUGUACAUGCUGACCCACACCCUGGCAAUGUGUUGGUACGUCAUGGACCUGAUGGUAAGGCCCAGCUUGUUGUGUUGGAUCAUGGUCUUUAUGAAGUAUUACCAGCUCGGGUACGCAAAUCCUUGUGCCACAUGUGGCGAUCCAUAGUUCUCAAUGACCACCCUGGUAUGCAGCGCUUUGCAGCUGAGUUAGGUGUUAAGGAUGACUAUCGUCUCUUCUGUAUAAUGGUGUCCCAGCGUUACAUCCCUACACGUGACAGCGGUGAACCGGACAUAUUUAGCUACUUUUUUGGAGCCAAAGGGCCCAAUUUCUCCAGACAGAAUUUCAAGCACCUCACAGCAGAAGAAUGGCGUGCAGUGAGGCAGGAUAUAGACCGCAUUGAGGAUCGGGCUCUGCAGGUGCUUAGGGACAUUCCGAGCAAACUGUUGCUGGUUCUUAGUUGUGAAAAUUUAAUUGCUGAAAUUCCUUUCUCUUUUCAGGCUUACAAUGUAUUGCCUGUUACAGACUACCAACAGUUAGCUGAGAUUCUGACCCAAAGUCCUCUCAGGAUAGACUUCCAGUUGAGAACUAGGCUUACGGAAGAGGAUAUGAAGUAUAUGACUGAUGUAGCACGGGAGCGUUUUGACAAAAUCAUGGCUGCUCUCCGUGAUAUGCCCAGGAAUUUGCUGUUGGUGGUUCGGAACCUGAAUACAAUUCGGGCAAUUGCCAGAGAACAUGGAGACCCAACUGAUCGUUACACUGUGAUGGCUCGAAGUGCUACACAAGGCGCAUUUGCUUCGCCUGAAGCUGGUCUGCGCCAGAGGCUAGCUGGCUGGAGAGAAAGAUGCUACUUUGAAUUCCGACUUUGGGUUGCAGCUCUUCGGUUAUUCUUCCUGAGAACAUUCUUCCGAGUCUUGCAAGUGCUUGGACGCUCUCCUGAUCUAUCUGCCAUUAUGAAUGAACCUCGCCCUGCUUUAUAUGGUUCUAUGGCAGCGUAACUUCAUAACAUAAAACUUUCUUCUGCUCAGUUUGUCCAUACAAGCUACGAACCGAGCAAUUGAGAGCUUGCAAGAAUGAUGCUGAUAUUUGAAGUGUGUGUGAUGAGAUUAUUGUUACAUGAUGGCCAAGAGUUAAUUCAAUGAGAAUGACCCUGGGAUUUGAAAUUGAGAUGCAAGUAAACUGAAUGACUUUGAAUGUUUUCUGAUGAUGUUAUAAAAAGAUGUACAGGUUGUCAGUAAGAAAUAUGAUAUUCAUUUUUUAUUGCACUGAUGAUAAAUCAUUGUACAGUCAUAUCAAAACAUGAAGAAAUUGUUUGUAAACGUUGAUAUAUGUAAUGUUAUUUGUUAUACAAAUAUAUGCCAAAGUUAUCCUAAGUGUAGAUUGAUUUGUCUCUAUGAUAUGCAAAGCUGUGUUAAAGGAUGUAGGCUCUUAAGAAUGAAUGAGACCUAAUUUUUGGAUAUUAUAAUAAUAAUUAUAUCCAAAUAUAUGAUGAGAAUUUCAAAAUAUCUCCUAUUUAUUAAUUUCAUUUCAUUGAAUAAAUAAUCCAAGAUAUUUACAUAAUCACACUUCCUCAAUUGUUUGAGUGUAGAUUUCCAAAAUGGUUAUGUCUGCAGGGGAGGUGUUGAAUGAAAUUAAGGAGUGUUUCAUGAAAAUAUGGUAUAGAAAUGAUAAAAUUGAAAAGAUGGUCACACAUGUUUUGUCUGUUUAUGUAAUAGAGAAUUAAAAUCAUGAAAAUGUCUCAAUUUUUAAAAACCCAAAAUAUUUAACUUUUUAAGUUCAAAUUUGGAAAUUCUUAUGAAAUAUAUGCUGCAGCAGACUAAAACAUGCAAAUACUGCAGUUAAAAAUACAGAUAUUUGUCAGAAUUGCAAAACUAUAAAUGAAACUAUCUGUAGACAAGAAUAUAACCAAAGUAAAGAAGAGAUAACCGUGACCCUGAAUGGCAAUAAACAUAGAUAUUUCAAUAUUAGAGAUGCUCAAAAUGGAGAAUGUAUGGAAACACAUAGUGUUCAUUUGUAGGGCUUUUAACUUUUCAAACCUGACGUGGCCACACCCUACCUCCACAAAUAGAAUUCCUGACAGCAACAUCCCUUUUGCAUCUUAUUACUGCAGCAAUAACAUUUAGAUGGGCAAAGAUCAGUGGUUGUGGAUCUGGUUAUGACAAAUGAUCAAACCACACAUGGGAAACAGGAGCUUAACACCCCUUUCGGAAAUGUGGUGAGCAUGUUUUAACACUCAACAUACAAAUUAGCACACAAUAAUGCAUACAGAGGAACCCAUUAGGACUGUCUGCCUUGCGAACUUUAAAAUUAUUAAUAUGAAACUGGUAGAUUAUCGAGGAAGUGGUCUCCCUCAAAACUGAGAAUCAACGAUUUAUGACUAACACUACAAACCAAUAUUAUGCAAGGUCGGCCAUUUUAUGACAUUUGUGGUAUUGAUAUUUCCACUCUCAAAGUUCUAUAUUACAGGAUUUUAUAAUAAUUAUUACAAUACAUUAACUUAUAAUGUAUUUAUGGAAGAUGUCACCAUUAAAUGAAUAUUAAACAUUCUUCAUUGACAGUUUGAGUUUCUCUUGCUUCUGUAAGUUUGACCUUCUCAUCUAAGGCUAGAGUUU
Molecule: messenger RNA, 3366 nt
Organism: Gryllus bimaculatus (two-spotted cricket)
Lineage: Eukaryota; Metazoa; Arthropoda; Insecta; Orthoptera; Gryllidae
Source: the annotation of a GenBank genome assembly